AUGCUGCAGGACGCUGUGCAUUCUUCAGGGUCGCUGCCUCUGGAAGUGCAGCUUGCGGGGAUGUUCAGCCGCGGUGGUCUUUUGGAAGACGCCCGCCUGGGAGGCAUGCACGUUGGCAGACUCAUGGCUAAAAUCACCGCAAGCUUUGAGAGUCUCAAAGAACACCAGGCCGAUGAAAUCGCAGCGCUUAAGAGAGGCUUUCGACUGGAGAUUGAGAAGCUCCUCGGUGACAUUCCAGGGGACAGAAAGGAGACAGGACAGGAUGUAGCGGGUUUUUGGCAUGAUGAGUUGGAGACGCGAAGAAGCCACGAGGGAUCUGAUCCGUCAUCAAACACAGAGGAGUCUUCAGAACAAGCCAUCACUACCAAUUGCACAGAGACAGUUUGUUUGCAGAACAACGAGAUCAGCGAGUGGGAUCCGCAGGACUGCACGGAGCUUGCGAUGGUCUGUUCAGAUCCACCCGCUGAGCACCGAACGAUGCAAGGAGUUGACAGGUCGCCCCCCUUCCCAGCCCCCCUCGCCGGCACCUGCAAGCGCGCCUGGGACAGCAUGGAGAUGCUUCAGCGCACACACGGUUCGCACUGCCACGUGGAUCAGCCUGUGAGUGGAGACCUGCCUGGGUGGGGCCAGGGCCUGUUGUCCCCCGCCAGCGUGCUCCCGACGGCCUCCUUCUCCGAGCAGUCCGGCAUGUCAUCGGAGUGGGGGGCCGAGGCGCGAGACACCGCGGGCAGCAGCGCGUGGGGCCCGCGGUCGGAGGAGGCGGACCGCGAGAGCGAGCGGCUCAACCUGGCGCUGCAGCCGGAACAGCGGAUCGACGACAGCCAGGACGCGCCCUGGCGGAAGGAAGCCGCGGAGGCCAAGCGCAGGUUCGAGGACAGCCUCGCGCAGAGCUGGGCGCCGGAGCAGGCCGCCAAGCCUGGUGUCCCAGAUUACUCUGCCACUCACGAGCCGCAAACAACCACGCGGAACGCCCGGCCUUGGCUGCUCGCCUUCACCCCCGACCCCAAGCCCCUUCACGGCCGCCGUCGUCAUCCCGGCCACUGCUCCUUCCCCCGCGGCCAAGCGCGUCCGGCGCAGCCAGAGUCCCUUCCGCGACUACCCCAGCCCCGCGCCCGAGCAGAAGCUUCCCCCGCGGCGGCCACGCCUCUGUUCCCGAGCAUAAAGCGCGCGCGCACCAAGCGGCUCGUGGCGGCCGUCCAAGUGGCGGUCCUCGCACUCCCCUGCCCUUUCCCUCCCACCGCCGCCGAGCAGCGCCUGCCGCCCCCGCAGCCGCCCGUCGCCGCCGAUCACGGACAGCCGCUGACGUCACCGGCUGCUCCGGCCUCCCCCCGGUCGCCGGCCCCUUCCUCGCUGAGCCCGAGCGCGUUGCUGGCGGACGAGACGGUGCACAAGUACCAGGCGUUCUGCAAGCCCAAGUCGGGGACGGAGGGGGCCAACUUCGAGGGGACGCUGUGCGUGAUGCGCAGCAAGAGGGCCAUCGUCAUCUGCGCCUGCCGAGACUGCGUGGAGACGCAUGGCGCGGCGGGUCGCGGUCUGUCUCCGGUGGAGUUCGAGGCCCACGCGGGGCGGCUGCACCACAAGAAGUGGCGCCAGAGCAUCUGGGUGCGCCUCCCCGCCGCGGGCGGCCCCCGCGAGACGACCGUGGAGCAGUGCCGCGCGCUGCAGGGGGGCAAGCACCUCGUCUCCGUGCCGGCCGCGCCAGACGCGCCGCCCGUCAGGACCAGCUCGCAAGCGCCCGGCCGACUGCGGCACAGCGGGAGUUCCGGGGUAUCACGGUGCACUACUACGCGGAACUCGGCGAGCACUUUCCACAAGGCGGAGGAAGGACCUUCCAAAGAGUAA
Molecule: messenger RNA, 1842 nt
Organism: Klebsormidium nitens
Lineage: Eukaryota; Viridiplantae; Streptophyta; Klebsormidiophyceae; Klebsormidiales; Klebsormidiaceae
Source: the annotation of a GenBank genome assembly